AUGGCAGAGGGAGCGCCCCUAGACGUGCCCUUUGCAGAGCUGCGUUUCCUCGCCUCCAUCUCGCCCCACCACCUCGCCUCCAUCUCGCCCCACCACCUCGCCUCCAUCUCGCCCCACCGCCUCCUCCCGCCCUCCCGCCCGGCCCCUCCUGCUCCUCCCUCCUUGCCGCGUCCCCAUGCCGCUGCACCGUCCUCCAGACCUCCUCCCGCAGCCACCCAAGCGCCUCCGCGCUCGCCCCUGCCACCUCUCGAUGCCACCUCGCCCGCCCUGCGUCCUCCUGCUGCCCCGCCGUCCGUGCCUGCCACUGCUGCUGCUGCUUCUGCUGCAGCUGCUGCUGCUAGUGGCGGGGCUGCAAGGGGUGCUGCAGGGGGUGCUGUUGCAUGGGGUGCUGCUAGUACUGGAGAGCCAUCCCUGUCACCACGCCCACUCCAUGCCACCCUAAUCCCCACAGCCAACCCCACCCCCACAGCAACGCCCACUCCCCCCUCAGCCCCCUCGGCCCCAUCAGAGCGCGUGCGGCGUUCCCCCCGCCUGCAGCAGCACCUCUUCGCCCCCCGCCCGGCCCCCCCUGCCGCACCCACCACCGCUGCACACCCCACUAGUGCGGGCGGCAGGAGGGCGACGGCGGCAGGGAGGGCGGGGGCGGGCGUGGACCGGGCGGCAAUGAGAGAGUGGGUGGAGCGGGAGGCGUGGCGCGUGCGGCGGCAGAACCCCCACAUGACGCCCGGCGAGGCCCGCCUCGUGGCGCACGCGCGCUGGCGCCGCGAGAGGCGGCAGCGGCUGCUGCUGGUGGGCCGCGGUGGUGGGCAGGCGGGCAGAGGGGCGCGCAGAGCAGAGGCGGAGGCGGAAGAUGAUGAGCGCAGCGGCGGGAUGCGAGCGUGGGAGGGUGGCGCGGGCGAUGAUGCAGCGAGCCCGGCGUGGGGCGGUCUGGGUGAGCUGGGGGUGCGGGAGGUGAGGGCGGAGGAGUUGGAGGAGCUGGCGGAGGAAGAGGAGGGGGAGGAGGAGGAGGAGGAGGAGGAGGAGGAGGAGGAGGAGGAGGAGGAGGAGGAGGAGGAGGAGGAGGAGGAGGAGGAGGAGGAGGAGGAGGAGGAGGAGGAGGAUGGAAUGGAGGGCGAAGGAGUGGGGCAGGGCGAGGAGGAGAGCGACGUGGUGGAGGUGGCCUUGCCCUUGCCUGGGCGGGCGGGGCUGCACUGCUCGCCUGGCAGCAGCGCGGGCAGUGCGGGCGAGGAGGGGGGGGAGGAAUCGGAGGGGGAGGAGGAAUCGGAGGGGGAGGAGGAAUCGGAGGGGGAGGAGGAAUUGAAGGGAGAGGAGGAAGCGGAGGGGGAGGAGGUAGCACAGGGGGAGGAGGAAUCGGAGGGGGAGGAGGAAUUGGAGGGAGAGGAGGAAGCAGAGGGAGAGGAGGAAUCGGAGAGGGAGGAGGAAGCGGAGGGGGAGGAGGAAUUGGAGGGGGAGGAGGAAGCGGAGGGGGAGGAGGAAUUGGAGAGGGAGGAGGAAGCGGAGGGGGAGGAGGAAUUGGAGGGGGAGGAGGAAGCGGAGGGGGAGGAGGAAGAACAGGAGGAGGAGGAAUCGGAGGGAGAGGAGGAAGCGGAGGGAGCGGAGGAGGAAGCACAGGGGGAGGAGGAAUCGGAGGGGGAGGAGGAAGCGGAGGGGGCGGAGGAAGAACAGGAGGAGGAGGAAGCGGAGGGGGAGGAGGAAGCGGAAGGGGAGGAGGAAGCGGAGGGGGAGGAGGUAGCACAGGGGGAGGAGGAAUCGGAGGGGGAGGAGGAAGCGGAGGGAGAGGAGGAAGCAGAGGGAGAGGAGGAAUCGGAGAGGGAGGAGGAAGCGGAGGGGGAGGAGGAAUUGGAGGGGGAGGAGGAAGCGGAGGGGGAGGAGGAAGAACAGGAGGAGGAGGAAUCGGAGGGGGAGGAGGAAGCGGAGGGAGCGGAGGAGGAAGCACAGGGGGAGGAGGAAUCGGAGGGGGAGGAGGAAGCGGAGGGGGCGGAGGAAUCGGAGGGAGAGGUGGAAGGUGAGAGAGAGGUGGAAGGUGAGAGAGAGGUGGAAGGUGGCGCGGAGAUGGAAGGGAUGGGAGCGGGUGGAGCGGGUGGAGGAGGGGCAGAGGGUGUGGCGCGGGGAAGGGGGCAUGUUGGUGAUGUGGGGAUGAGGGAGGAGGACUUGGCGGCAAAGACAGCGGUCGAUGGCGGACAGCAGGAGGCGCAGCCGGGGGGGGUAGGGCAGGCGCAGGAGAUGGAGGAGGAGGAGAUGGAGGAGGAGGAGAUGGAGGAGGAGAUGGAGGAGGAGGUGGAGGCAGAACAGCGCGAGGAGGGAAUUGAGAGGAUGGAAGUGGAGAGCGAGGGAGUGGGUAUGGAGGAGCGAAUGGAGGUGGAGGGGAGGGAGGAGAGCGAUGUGGUGGAGGUAGUUGGGGAGGGCGGGACGACGCAAGAGCAGGGCGGUGGGGCGUGCAGCUCCGAUGGCGUGUGGCCUUUGGCGGGGCCGACGGAGGGGGAGGAGGACAAACAGGGGCAGGGGGAAGGGAAGGGGGAUCGGGAGGGGGAAGGGGAGGAGGAUGUGGUUGUGGUGGAUGACAGCGAGGGGAGUGAAGGUAGCGAAGGGAGUGACGGCAGCGAGGGGAAGGGAGGGGGGGAGGGAGUUGAUGAGACAGACGCAGGCGGCAAGAAGAAUGGAGAGGGCGGUGCGGGAGGCGCUGAAGGGAGGGGUGAUGCGGCUCGGCGGGCGGAGGUGGGGCGAUUGGCAGGGGUGGGGCAGGAGGAGAGGGGACUGGAGGGAGGGGCGACGGGCGGAAAAGAGGAGAAAGUGAAGGUUAUAGAGAAGGAAGGUGGGGAGGGAGGAGCGGAGGGAGGAGAGAUGAGGGUAGAGGAGAGAGGAGAGAGUGGAGGAGAGAGACCGGGGGAAGAAGGGGAAGAGGGAGGAGUGGAAGAGAGAUGA
Molecule: messenger RNA, 2922 nt
Organism: Closterium sp. NIES-65
Lineage: Eukaryota; Viridiplantae; Streptophyta; Zygnematophyceae; Desmidiales; Closteriaceae
Source: the annotation of a GenBank genome assembly